Megalopta genalis is the source of this 3796-nucleotide messenger RNA. Its product is annotated as protein groucho. NCBI's taxonomy places the organism in Eukaryota, Metazoa, Arthropoda, Insecta, Hymenoptera, Halictidae. Gene Ontology annotation, cellular component: nucleus; transcription regulator complex. The record is from RefSeq and is a predicted model, not a curated record. Gene Ontology annotation, molecular function: protein binding; transcription corepressor activity. Gene Ontology annotation, biological process: negative regulation of canonical Wnt signaling pathway; regulation of DNA-templated transcription.
GGUUGAUUAGUUGAUACCCGUCCGUUGCCGAGGGUAGAUCGUUGCGAGCUGCGUCGUCUCCUGUGUGUGUUUCUACGCUGCGUAUUCGCACCGCGUACAAUUCUACCGUGCUCCCGAACACCGUCGAGCGUUCUUAUUGUACGCCGGUGAAUCGUGCCUCGUUUCUCUUUUCUGUGUUCUCGCCCGCCCUUUUUUUGUGUAAACGAGCCCACGAAACAGCGAGUGUGUUUGACGACUCUCGAGAGGAGGAAAGUGACCAGUGUGCAAAAGUGGUGUGUGCGACGUCGACUAUACUUGGGUUUCCCUUGUGUUUUCGGUUUCUUGUUUCUCUCUCUCUCUCUCUCUCUCUCUCUCUCUCUCUUUCUCUCGCUUCCUUUCGCGUUCUCUCGACUUGUUGUUGGCUCGACGCCACUUCCUGCUUUACGACAAUUUUUGUUGUUGUAUCGUUCCUUCUCGUUCGGUUCUGAUUGUUCUUUCCUCGAGACCAGUGAAUAACAGUGCGUACAGGCUAUGACCUGGGAUACCGUUGGAUAUACCUGAGGAUAACGGAGGACAUAUCCAUUACUCCUGGCAGGACUUCGUCGUGACGGAAGGGAGCCAACAUAACCUCUUCGAAGGACUCUGACGAUAAGAUGUACCCCAGUGCCGGUAUAAACGCGGCGGCAGCUGUGGCUGUGGCAGCUGCGGCACGGCACCCGGGUCCACCGCAACCGGGCCAGCAAAUUAAAUUCACUGUCGGAGAGUCCUGCGACAGGAUCAAGGAGGAAUUCAAUUUUCUACAGAACCAAUGUCACGCGUUGAAACUUGAGUGCGAGAAACUGGCCACGGAGAAGAUCGAGAUUCAACGACAUUACGUGAUGUACUACGAGAUGUCCUACGGCCUAAACGUGGAGAUGCACAAACAGGCUGAAAUUUCGAAGAGACUGAACGCCAUCAUCGGCCAAAUCCUGCCAUUUCUAUCACAAGAACAUCAACAGCAAGUCGCGAGCGCCGUCGACAGAGCUAAACAGGUCACUAUGACGGAGCUGAACUCCAUAAUAGGGCAACAGAGACCCGACAUAUCGAGAUUAUUGCAGCAAAUGCAUGCUCAACAACUGCCAGCAGGGACACCGUUAGGUGCUCAUCCUGGACUACCCGGACUUCCGGGACUAGGGCCAGGUGCUGGACUUCCGGUGCCGACUUCCGCAUCGACGGCUCUUCUUGGUCUUGGCCUGACGCCGGGAGCUGCCACAGCACCCGGUACAACGGCGGCACAUCCGCUUUCGAUGCUCGGUAAACCGGAACUGCAUCGUGGCCAGCCCGACGAUUUAAAGAGCAAUGGCGGUCUCAGCUCCACCGAGGAGAGACACAGGAGUUCGAUAUCGCCCGGUGAUAAAUACAGUCGGCCCCGAACACCGCAGGAGACCCACCAUUCCCACCAUUCUCAGAAUCAUCACGACCACCCUAUGCACAUCAAGAAAAUGAAAAAGGAACAGGAUAAAGACAUCGGCCACAGCGACGGCGAAAAAAGUGAUCAGGACCUGGUGGUGGACGACGCCAGCGAGGGACCAACCAGCCCAGUGGUAAACGGAACGACGUCGCCCCGGGAGAACGGGCUGGACAAGGUGCCCGCCAUGAGCGCCAGCAUUCAGACGAAAAAAGACGUUCCGCCCCACUCUCCUAGAAGUGGGACGAGCAGCAACGCGAGCACCCCGUCCGCGAAGAAGAUGGAGGAUCGGGAGAAGCCAACCACACCGAUCUCGAAGCCUUUGACGCCUACCUCUGGCUCGGCGAUCGGCGCAGCCGGUCUGAAACCCUCGGGUUCGGGGAAACUACUUCAGGGGCCGCCGCCUCCCGGUGUGCCGAGCGCCUAUCUCCAGCACUAUCCUCCCGGGCCUCCGUCUCACCAUCUGGCACCAGCUGGCCAACAUCCUCACGUCGACAUGAUGGGCUAUAACGGCUACGUGGCGCCUAGAGCACCGCCUUCGCAGCUCUACGAUCCCCACGUGGCCAUGAGGACUCCCAUGGGAUCGGUCGGAGUACCCGGAGGCAAACCUGCGUACAGCUUCCACGUGUCGAGCGAGGGCCAGAUGCAGCCGGUGCCCUUCCCACCGGAUGCGCUGAUCGCGCAGGGGAUACCGCGUCAUGCGCGGCAAAUUAAUACCCUCAGUCACGGGGAGGUCGUGUGCGCCGUCACGAUCUCGAAUCCGACCAAGUACGUGUACACCGGCGGCAAAGGAUGCGUCAAGGUCUGGGACAUCGGACAGGGCGGCACAGGAAGCACCAAGUCGGUAUCGCAGCUCGACUGUCUGCAGCCUGAUAACUACAUCAGGUCGGUGAAGCUGCUACCGGACGGCAGGACCCUGAUAGUCGGCGGGGAGGCUAGUCGACUCAGCAUCUGGGAUCUGGCCAGUCCGACGCCGAGGAUCAAGGCCGAGCUAAUCUCUUCUGCCCCCGCCUGCUACGCGCUGGCGAUCUCGCCGGACUCGAAAGUCUGCUUCAGCUGUUGCAGCGACGGCAACAUCGCUGUCUGGGAUCUGCAAAAUCAGUCUUUGGUCAGACAGUUCCAAGGUCACACGGACGGCGCGUCUUGUAUCGACAUAUCCGCGGACGGGUCGAAGCUCUGGACCGGUGGACUGGACAACACGGUCCGCUCGUGGGACCUCCGGGAAGGCAGACAGCUCCAGCAACACGACUUCACCUCCCAGAUAUUCUCCCUCGGCUACUGUCCCACAGGGGAGUGGCUCGCGGUCGGCAUGGAGAACUCGAACGUCGAGGUGCUGCACGCCACCAAGCCGGACAAGUAUCAACUGCAUUUGCACGAGUCCUGCGUCCUGUCGCUGAGAUUCGCGUCCUGCGGCAAGUGGUUCGUCUCCACCGGCAAGGACAACCUGCUGAACGCGUGGCGCACGCCUUACGGAGCUUCGAUAUUCCAGUCGAAGGAAUCGUCGUCGGUGCUCAGCUGCGACAUAUCCGCAGACGACAGGUACAUCGUGACAGGUUCCGGUGAUAAGAAGGCGACCGUCUACGAGGUGAUGUACUGAACGGGGCCGUGACCGCAACCGGAAGACGGACUGACUCGCUCGAGAAGGCUCUCGACGGCGUGGGUGUAUAUAGUUCUUAUACAACAUUAUGAGAGACGUUUGUUGCCGUUGUUCUUGUUAUUGUUGUUGUUGUUACUCUUGGCGAGGCAAUGAUCGACGCGAGAACGAGCCGAACGAACCCGGGAACGUCGUUUCUGUUCACCGGCGAGAACGUCGGGUGCGCGCGCCGUCCGCGACGCUGCCGAAAAAAAAGAAGAAACGGAAUCGGAAUCGUUUAGUUAAUAAUCGACGAAGAAACGUUAAGCAAUCGCUGAAUCGACUGCGUGGGAAUCGUUUUAUUUCCUGACCGAAUUGAUCUCUUAAUAUGCCGGGACCGAUCGAGUUUCCCCAAGAUAAAUAUUUUUCGCCGGCAGUCUGGGAAAUCAGUUUCGUUCCGCUCGUUGCGCGCAUAAAUUUCCUCCGGCGGCGAGACCGCGUGUUAAUUAGAAUAAACGCUGGCAUUCGUAAUCGCGUUUCUCCCCCCGCCCACUCCCCCCCGGGUCUCUAAGGCCGCACCACCCCCCUUGUACAUUUUGUAUAUACGUAUACAUAUUAUAUGUAUAUAUAAAUAUUAUAUUUCAGUCUUUAAGCAUACCGUCAUAUUUUUCUACGUCCCCUAAAAGUGAGACGAAAGGCGAGCUAAUGAAAUGAAUUGUGUAAAUAUUGUCAGGCUUAGAAGAUAUAAGAGAAUCGAGACGGGAGAAGAUUAAAUAAAAAGUGAUACUCGAGAUUAA